UCUGGUUGGUUCCUGUCUUGAAGGAGUCCUCCGCCUCAACUUUGUAUUCAAAUAGUGCUUUGGAAUUUGGGUUGGUUUUCUUAGCUCCUACCCCGGCCCUCUUCUCAAGGGUGUGUGGAGUUCAGACGACGGGUGGAGAGUGGGCUUGGCUGGAACUGAAUUGGUGGAGGUGAAAGAGGAACGGAGGAUCCUCAGCCUAAACCACUUAAGGCCCAGAGAACCCACUGUAUUUUUAGCCGAGGAAAAGAGCUGCAUUGGCUGCAGGGGGGAGGAGGAUUCAUUUUAGGAAGUCCGCUUCGCUACCCUUCCCUCCUCUCCGCGUUUGGGGCUGGAUGCUCGAGAGCUUUGUUUCUCUUGUUUCGAGAGUGGCCCACCUGGGUCUGAAUAGACUCCCUUUGCUCUGGCUCGCCUCCCCAUUUUUUAGCCUGGAGAAAAAGGGGAGGUGGGGGCCGAGAAAGAGAAGGAGUGAGUGAGUCGUCUGGCGCGCUGUCAGACAGAGGCGGGUGUGAGGGAAACAGCUGUCUUGCGAUCAGCUCAGGAGUAUGAGCCUUUCGGAGGACUGCAUAAGCCCAGGACGCUUCAGGAGUCCCCAGCUAGUGACAUGGGCGGUAUGGAUCAACUCAUAAACAACUUGGAGGUCCAACUUAAUUCAGAAGGUGGCUCAAUGCAUGUAUUCAAACAGGUCUGCGUUCAGGAAAAUUAGGUCACUGGCCCUAUUCAGAUCAGAAAUUUCCCUAAGACAGCAGACAGUAGUAAUAUGACAUCUCCACCAUUCCUGGAUGCCAACCCCAUGGAAAACCCAGCACUGUUUAAUGACAUCAAGAUCGAACCCCCAGAAGAACUUCUAGCUAAUGAUUUCAGCUUGCCUCAGGUGGAGCCAGUUGACCUCUCCUUUCACAAGCCCAAGGCUCCUCUCCAGCCUGCCAGCAUGCUGCAAGCUCCAAUACGUCCUCUCAAGCCACAGCCUGCUCCCCAGACCCUUGUAGUGUCCACUUCAACAUCUGACACAGGCUCUUCAGCAAACAUCCCUACCAUUUUGACUCCAGGCUCUAUCCUGGCUCCCUCUCAGGGCACUGGUGGCCAGCAUAUCUUACAUGUGAUUCACACCAUCCCCUCAGUCAAUCUGCCAAAUAAGAUGGGUGGCCUGAAGACUAUCCCAGUGGUGGUGCAGUCACUGCCCAUGGUGUAUACUACUUUGCCUGCAGAUGGGGGCUCUUCAGCCAUUACAGUCCCACUCAUUGGAGGAGAUGGCAAAAAUGCUGGAUCAGUGAAAGUUGACCCUACCUCCAUGUCUCCACUGGACAUCCCAAGUGACAGUGAGGAGAGUGCAAUUGAGAGUGGAUCCUCAGCCUUACAGGGUAUUCAGGGACGACAUCAAGAACCAGCAGGAAUGACCCAAAUGCAGGGAGAAGAAUAUCUUGACUUGAAGAGAAGACGGAUUCACCAAUGUGACUUUGCAGGAUGCAGCAAAGUAUACACCAAAAGUUCUCACCUGAAAGCCCACCGCAGAAUCCAUACAGGAGAGAAGCCUUAUAAAUGUACCUGGGAUGGCUGCUCCUGGAAAUUUGCUCGCUCAGAUGAACUCACCCGCCAUUUCCGCAAGCACACAGGCAUCAAACCCUUCAGGUGCACAGACUGCAACCGUAGCUUUUCUCGCUCUGACCACCUGUCCCUGCACCGCCGACGCCAUGACACCAUGUGAGAAACACAAACUGCACUAGAAGAUAUGUGCUGGUCUCUUUCUCUGUGUGCUGAGGUCAUGACCAUCUUUUCCUUUUUCACUUCGGCUUGCUUCUGAAAUGGGCUUGGAGGAGCACACUGAGCCAGGUUGAUGAGACUGGAGGAAAAUAUAGCUAGUUUUCCAUGGGAACUCCUCAUAUUCUACCUUCACCUCUCCAUUGUACAGUCCCCAAUUUUUUCAACCUCCCCAUGGGUUGAAUUUCAGUGUGGCACCCAUGGUUGCCCCCCCACACCCUCCCACUCCCAUCCCUGCUCUGAGAUAGGACAUUUCUCCUACAGUAACAACACAGGAAUCAAACUCAAGGCUGUGAACAAACACAUGCUGCUUUUUCCCUAUUUUUUCUCUUGUUUUCCAGAAUUCGUGUCCAUAUUUUUUAAAUAAGUACUGAAAAGUGGUUGGUAGUCUCCUAAAAAUGACUUUUUUUCAAGUUCUCAGAAGAAGGCAUAACAAUGUUGUUGGUUAGUAAGAGUUACGAGGAUUUGGGUCCUGAGUAUAGGGUACAUUCUCAAUGACUUUAGCUGAGUCCUAUAUGAAACUCAAAGAUUUUGUAAAUCUAAACCUAUUUGUUCUUACAGUUGGUUUUCAGAUGGUGCUGGUGCUUCUGCUUCCUAAAUACUUCAAAGAGAAUGAAGGAAAUCUUCUGGUCCUUCUCCUCUUCCUCUUCUUCCUCCUCCUUCUUCAGAUGAAAGGUCUUUCUGCACAAUUACAUACUUUAUUAGGUUAAAUUUGGACAAAUAUUCACAGAACACAUUGACAUGCCAUUAGGGAGAAAAGUGUUCCAGGAGAGUAUGUUAGACAGUGAUAGAAACAAGCAUUACCAGGAUGAUCCUGAAAACAAGUAGAGGGGGACUUUGAUUUGGCUAGGAUACCAAAAGUGCUGUAAUAAAACCUCACUCAAAUGGCAGCCUGUUGAGGAAGUGUCUUUAAGGGGUUACAAUGUACUAUUUAUUCUUUUGCUUACAUAAAGCAACUGUUAGGAGCAAAUUACAUGAUAAAAAAUCACACACUGGGGCCAUAUUAUGCAGAGGUGAGGGGUUUGGAGAAAAAAAAUUUAUUCCUUGGCAUUAUUAGCAUGUAUUCUUUGUUUCAAAUGGAAUAUAAGAAGCAUUUAAUGAGAAAUGACACACACACACACACAGUUUUAUUUUCUGCAACUGCUGUGAACACCUAAGCCAUUUCCUUUAGCCAUUAGAGCAAAACUGCAUAACAUACACAUUUGGUUGCCCAAACUGUUUCAUCAUAGUUUCAUAACAGAGGAACAUAAAAUCCUCUGUUCUAGGCCCUGGACAUCAGAUCUACCUCCACAUGGCAUAUUUCCUGUCUGAAGGGUUGGAGAGUGGGCUUUGAAUCACUUGGUUUUGGAUUCAGCCUCUGUCCUAAAGGUUGUCUUCAUAUUGAGUUCCUUUUCUUUGGCAAAUAUUCAACCAUUCCCUCCAUGAAUGCUUUAGGUUACUACCUCCAAAGGCUAUCCAUUCUGACUAAAUCAUAGAACUCUAGCACUGAAAAGGUAUCCUAUUAACCAUUUAGUCUUACCAAUCAUUCAUAUUUUAAAGAUGAGACAAAUGUGAGUCAGAUUCUUUCCACAGAUGGUUCCUUAAGGCAUUAUAGACCAUACCUAUUCUCCCAGGGAUCAUAUUAAAACACAUUAAAGAAAAGUUUACAUCAUUGGCUGUAGUAUUUGUCCAAUUUUAUGUAUAUGUUAUGCUUUAGCAAACUAGACUACUCAUAAACCAUUUAUGGUUGAUUAAAUAUUAAGUAUAAUGUGCUUGUGGUCAUUGACAUGUAACAUUAAGCACACAAGUUUUCUCUCUAACACUGUAUAUUAUCUCAGAUUUGAUUUACCUCAUUUAAACUUGCAGUGUCUUUCCAGACCAUAAACCUUUCAAGGACUGUCUGUAUUUUUCAAAAUGACAUGUCGACUUUUACUAUUAUCAUUGUUAUUUUGAUAGAGGCUUCUCCCUGACUUUUGGUGUACAAAUUCCACACCAUAGACUAAUUGCUAAAGCACUAGGAAAUAUCAAGGACCAGUCUGUUAAAGGGGAUUUUUAUGUAGCUAUAAGAUUUUUAAAGGUGAAUUGCCAUCAUACAUAGAUUUAAACUUGUCACUGAAUAGUUAAUAUAGUAUUUCACAGUAUAGUUCAAGGGCUUAUUCAUUUUCCUCAGAGUUUGGAUCUUGAGACUCCUUUUCCAGGGUUCAUAACUGAUGUGUGCCCCUCAGGCCUCAGGAUCUUUUGCAUUAGAGCAUAUCUAUUUAUAAAUAAAGGCUAUCAAAUAUACUGUUGUACUACUAGGUUGAUCAAAUUAGGAUUCCAAAUAUUCGUAUCACUGACAUCCCAAGCCUGUAUUCAAAAUUUUUCAUGCAAAAUAAUGAGGGAUUUGUUAAUGCUUUAUUCAUUGUCUGUAGUCAAGAAACAGUUCUAAUCCUAUUCUUCAUGCCCUCUUCCCUCCAAAUAACAAUAAAAUCCUUCCAGUUAUUUACAUAUAUUUUAAGAAGUAUGUCAAAAUUUGUAGUAUUUUGUAGAGUACAGAGAUUCACAUACAGUACAAUACAGUAUUGCACCAAAGCAUAUAUAAAUUUUCUAAAUAGACAAUGAUAUUGAAAGGAAUUGUCACUGUUAGGUAGCAUUUGAGAUUAAUCGAAUUUGCUGUGCUUACACUAGCAAAAAAUCUGUUCAUCAUUAUGUGAACAGUUGCCUAGUGGAUGGCAAAUGGCCUUAUUCAAUAGGGUUAGAUAAUAUCCUGGGAUUUGUUGCAAUGGAAUUGCUCCAUCUGUACAUGAUUGGCAGUUGAACAAAACAAUUGAUAAUUAUAAUUAGAAAUUUCAGGUAAAACUUUGUAGACUGGGAAGUGGCUGGGUAAAUUAGGUGGAGUGAAUUAUGGGCAAGACAGACAAUUUGUGAGAAUAACUUAUUUUUAAAUAUUUUUUUUAAAUUUCAGAACAGUUUUAGAUUUACAGAAAAAUCGUGACAAUAGUACAGUUUCCAUAUCCAGCAUCCAGUUUUCCCUUUUAUUAGCAUCUUUCAUUUGUAUGGUACAUUUGUUACGAAUAAUGAAGUAAUAUUGAUGCAUUAUUAACUGAAGUCCAAACUUUAUUCAGAUUUCCUUAGUUUUUACAUAAUAUCCAUUUUUUUCCAGUAUCCCAUUCAAGAUACCACAUCACAUUUAGUACUCAUAUGUCCUUAGGCUUCUCUUGGUUGUGACAGUUUCUCAGAUUUUUCUUGUUUCUCAUAAACUUGUCAGUUUUGAGUGGUAUAUUCCUCAAUCGAGAUUUGUCUUAUCUGUAUCUCAUGACUAAUCUGAGAUUAUGGGUUUUGGGGAGGAAGACUAUACAGGUGAACUGCAAUUUUCAUCACAUCAUAUUAACAUAACAUGUUCUUGAUGUUAAACUUAUUACCUGGCUGAGAUAGCAUUUGUCAAGUUUUUCCUCAGUACUCUACCCCUCUCCCUGCUUUAUGCCAUACUCUUUAGAAGGAAAUCACUAUGUGCAGCCCACACUUAAGGAGUGGUGAGCUAUAUAUCACAUCCUUGAGGAUGAGUAUCUACAUAAGUUAUUUUGAAUUCUCGUGCAUGGGAGAUUUGUUUCUUCUCCCUCAUUUAUUUAUUUGUGCAAUCAUUUACUUGUAUCAGUAAAUUUACUCAUGGAUAUUUAUCUUACACUUCGGGUUGUAAUGCAACACAAUGUUAUUUCAUUGUUCAAAUUAUUCCAGCCUUGGCCAUUGGACACUAUUUUGGGUUAACUUUUAAGUCCUUCUGACACACCCUCAUCAUUUUUUUUUAGCACAUCCUUAUUUUCUGGCACUAUGAGAUGUUCCACGCUCAUCUUGUAUAUAUUUUUGGCUGACUCCUAUAAUCAACCAUUUCUUAAAGAAUUCCAUUUUGUUUUCAUGGAGAAUUAUAUUAGAAACCAAGAUCUAGAUUUUAGGUAUGCUUGUUGCUACUGUGGUACUUUAGGCCAUCUCAGCUGACAGAGCAAGGAAAUAUAUGUGUGUACACUAACCCAUGUAUAUACACACAUCUACAAAUACCUAAAAAUAUUUCUAUAUAUAACCUUCCAUGUCAUUUUUAAGCUAAACAUGAGUUCAUACUGAUGUCUCCAACUUCAGUCCAUUACCACACACAUCAUUAUAGUCUUUUCACUUUGCUUAUCUGUAACCUCUCAUUCCAGCAGUGAGAAACAUGGCUCCCACACCCUGCCAUCUAUUUACUGAAUUGUUCAGUUAUAGUGCACAUGUAUAGCAGUAUCUGAAUUGUUAACCUGUGCACUUGAGGGAAACAACAGUGCAUGAUAAUAACAUUUUUAGAACUCCAACAGUUCUUUGAAAUAAAGUAAUUGGCAAAAUCUGGGAAUUAGGAAUUUCUGCUAUCUGAGUUCUGGGAACUUGGGGUCUAUUGUGCCCUAAAAAAGUUUUAUCAAGAACCAAGCCAUUGGGAAUUGACUUAACCCUGAAUAAACCAAGGCAAAUUAUUUGUCCUCCUCACUGUACUAAUACAUAUAUAGAGAUAAACAGGAGAAAGUGGGUAUGCCCAACUGAAACACUUAGCACUUUCUUUUCUCACUGGUAAAUAUGGCUCUCUGAUAAUAAGAAUACUACCCCAAAUUACCACUCUUCCAUAUAUUCCUGUCUCUCACUUGGUUGACCUUAGGCAAAUCACAUCACCUCUCUGUGCCUCAGAUAACACAUCUGUAAAAUGGGGAUCUAAAUGUCUACUUCACAGGACUCUUGUGAGGAUUCUCAUUAAUGAAUGUUGGCAAAAAUGAUGGGAGAUCCUUAAAUGAGCAACAAAGUAUUAUGAUCAUCACUAUGAUGAUAAUUACAGUACCCUAAAUUUACCCUAGGAAAAAAAGAGAAGAUUAGGCAUUCCAGAUAAUAAAGAGCUGACUUUGAGUCAGUAACAAAAGUAAUUGAAAAAUAGUCACUGGAAGCACUAUUAUUUCUUCUCUUCCUGCCCCUACAUUCUCUUCAUUAUUAACCAUAAGAUCCUCUUCUGUUUCCAGACUCAAAUCAUAUUAGGGCCUAAAGGAAUAAGUAGGCAAAAUCCAUUGCUUCAGAAGCUGAAUUCUUCCUCUUUCCUUAUUCUGCCUAGACCAAAUUACACAUCACCCUCUCAGAAGCGCAAAGGCAAUUUUCUGGAGCCAUUCAAACUUUGGCUAGUUCAAAUUCACUGAUUACAUUUUUCUCUUUCCCCAUUUACUGUGCUCUGAGCAGUUAAUGUUGGAAAGAAGUGGGGUGAGGUGGAUGGGAUAGGAGUGGGAUGGAAGAGGAUAGGAUUUAUACCAGUGGCAGCAUAUAUCUUUAAUUUGAUUUCUUUGAUUUCAAACACUGGUUUCAUCUUAUAUUUCCUUCUCUGGUGGUGGGUAGAAAUCAGGGAGAGAGGGACUAAUUUUUUAACUGAUAAACUCUCCUUCCCUUCCUGUAGAAGUUUCCCAGGGUCAGUACAAGUAGUUGUGUUGGAUAUUACUUCAUAAUUAUGUUGAAUGCAGUUCUGUUUUCAUUUUAUUCCAUAAUAAAAGGAAGAGAAUCCUUAGUGGUGCCCUUCCCUGUUUUUUGACAGGAGGUCACACUGAGAGAAACUGACUCUGUGUAUGUGUAUUGGGGAAAGGAGCCUGCAGUGAAGGAAUUGACUAGUUGUCAUUGCUAGUUUGUUUAAAGAAAUUAUAGAACAGUAUAUUAAGCUUUAGUCUCUAUAAUACUUAUGUUUGUGCCUCAUUAUUUCAGUGCUUUAGAGCAGCACUCUGUUUUUCCUCAGUAGUAGUUCUUGCUCCAAAGACAUGACUUUGAGGCUAGGAUCAUGAGCAAUUUCUUACAUACAAGUCUUUUAUGCACCUGGAGAUACUCAAGAGUAUCCUCAGCAUGGCCACUUAGAGUUUAUUCUGUUCUAGCCUGAUGGGGCUCUCCCCGUGUGGCAUCCAGGCAAGGUGUGUGCUUGGUGUUAUGUUUGAUUACUGUGUGUUUUUAUUAAUAAAAAUAUUUUAAACUUUAGAAACCAUGGCUAUUACCUUGACUGUCGCCAUUUUACAUUUCUUCAACAUGGCAUGGCAUGGCAUAAAUCUAUCAUUUUCUUUCCAUUUUCUGGGUAAAGCUGUGACAAAAAUACUGUAUAGGUAUGAGAUAAGAAAGGAAACUGAGCUUUCUUAAGCACAAUAAUUUCUGUGUUUAAAUGUGUGAGGAACUCCCCAUUCUUGGGAAUCUAUUCAGCCAUGUUCCUGAAUGGAAGAUUUUGUGCUCCUUUUGUAUGUUUCCUACAAAUAAUCCCACAGGAGUUUGUGGGAUAGAUUCAGCUGGCUAGGUUUCCCUGCCCAUCCCUGCUCUCCUUACCAUUUUGUUUGUUUGUUUAUUUCCUAAUAAAGAAUAUAGGAGAGUAGGGUAUUUGGAGAGCUUUAAAAUAAAAAAUUGCCUCAGUGUAACUACCAACCUUGGGUGGAGAUGUGAGAAGCUGCCUCAUCUGAGGAAUCUGUUUUGGGAAGCUUUGUCUUUCAGAAAGACUCUGAGAAAAAAAGUAUAAAGAAGGAAAUCCUGUGAGAAAGAUUGAGAUCAAAAUCUGAAAGGACAGAGUGACUGUCCUAAGGUUGCCAGAAAGGGAUUUUCACUACAAAUGAUAUAAAUGAAUUUCAGAGUGUAUAGGUUUUCUAGUAAUAUUUCUUUACUCAUUUGUUUAUUCUAAGAGUCAUUGUCAUCUCUGUGGGUUAAAAUUAUCAUCAAUUAAAUGCUAAAAAUAUUGACUAAAAAGCUAAAAAUAAUCCAAGAUCUUUACUGGUUGCUAUGGAAAUAAAUUAGACACAGCUGCUUUCAAUAAAUUCAUUCCCUAGUGGGGGAUACCAGCAUCCAAAGAAACAAAAUAGUGUCUUAAGUGUCAUAAUACAUAUAUGUUCAAUAUUUCUGAAAAAAUUUUAAUGUGAAAAAUAAAAGAUACCAUAAAAAUUAAAAGACAGCCACAUAUAUAACACAAGGUUUGUACCCAGGAUAUAUAAAGAAAUCAUUCAAAUAAUACAAAAAAGCACAAUAUGCAACAUGAAUAAAAAUUAACCAUUUACAGAUGGAUUGGAAAUAGUCAAUAAACAUAAAAUGAUACUCAA
Manis pentadactyla (Chinese pangolin) is the source of this 8816-nucleotide messenger RNA. It is a transcript of the gene KLF8, whose product is annotated as KLF transcription factor 8. Gene Ontology annotation, molecular function: DNA-binding transcription factor activity, RNA polymerase II-specific; RNA polymerase II cis-regulatory region sequence-specific DNA binding. Bases 758 to 1702 code for a protein of 314 amino acids. NCBI's taxonomy places the organism in Eukaryota, Metazoa, Chordata, Mammalia, Pholidota, Manidae. The record is from RefSeq and is a predicted model, not a curated record. Gene Ontology annotation, biological process: regulation of transcription by RNA polymerase II. The transcript has 6 exons.